Messenger RNA from Leguminivora glycinivorella, 2181 nucleotides. It is a transcript of the gene Nop56, whose product is annotated as nucleolar protein 56. Gene Ontology annotation, molecular function: snoRNA binding. The record is from RefSeq and is a predicted model, not a curated record. The transcript has 8 exons. The coding region runs from base 126 to 1502 and encodes 458 amino acids. Gene Ontology annotation, cellular component: box C/D methylation guide snoRNP complex; small-subunit processome. NCBI's taxonomy places the organism in Eukaryota, Metazoa, Arthropoda, Insecta, Lepidoptera, Tortricidae.
CAUAACCUCACUUUUCCAACGCGUUAUCGCGUAAUUCGCGUAACACGGCGUUGAUAAAACGCGUGUUUUUAUUUUAAUAAAAAAAUGUGGAGAAUUUAUUGGAUAGAAACAUAGAAUAAACAAAAAUGAGUAAGUUAUAUGUUCUUUACGAACAUAGUGCGGGCUUCGCCCUCUUUCAAGUGGCGGAGUUCGAAGAACUGGCAGCGUUCCUGCCGCAAGUUGAGGAGUCUGUGACUGAUCUGCAGCGGUUCAACUCCGUGGUCACGCUCAUCGCGUUCCAGCCCUUCAAAUCAGCUAUCACCGCUUUGGAAAAUAUCAACGCGGUGUCUGAAGGUAUCAUACCCGAAGACUUGAACCUGUUUCUUGAGGGAGCAUUACCGAAACGCAAGAAGCGCGGAAAAUGCACUCUCGGAGUGGCCGAUCCCAAGCUUGGUGCUGCCAUCAGCGAGGCUCUGGAGAUUCAGUGCUCCCAUGUUGGGGCCGUUCCGGAGAUCCUAAGAGGAAUCCGUCACCAUUUCCACGCACUCAUCAAGGGCCUGACCCUCAAGGCCUGUUCCGUAGCCCAACUGGGUCUGGGCCACUCCUACUCGCGAGCUCGGGUCAAGUUCAACGUGCACCGAGUCGACAACAUGAUCAUACAGUCCAUCGCGUUGCUGGACCAGCUUGACAAAGAUGUCAACACUUUCUCUAUGAGAAUCAGAGAGUGGUAUUCUUACCACUUCCCAGAGCUGGUCAGCAUUGUCCCAGAGAACUACCUCUACACAAAAUGCGCCGAAUACAUCAAAGACCGCAAGUCGCUCUCGGAAGAGUCCGUCGAACCACUGACCGAGAUACUCGGAGACUCGGAGAAGGCUCAAGCUAUCCUGGAUGCCUCAAAGAUGUCAAUGGGCAUGGAUAUAUCCCCGGUCGACCUGAUUAACAUACAGAUGUUUGCUGAGAGGGUUGUCAAGCUUAGCGAUUACAGGAAACAGAUAGCAGAGUAUCUCCACACAAAGAUGAACUCCGUAGCACCGAACCUGACCACUCUGAUCGGCGACCAGGUCGGCGCUCGCCUCAUCUCCAAGGCCGGUUCUCUGACCAGUCUGGCUAAAUACCCAGCGUCCACUCUACAGAUCCUUGGUGCUGAAAAGGCGUUAUUCAGAGCCCUGAAGACUCGCUCAAACACCCCCAAAUAUGGUCUCCUGUACCACUCAACUUUCAUCGGUCGCGCUGGACUGAAGAACAAGGGCAGAAUCAGCCGAUACCUGGCCAACAAGUGCUCCAUCGCGUCCAGAAUUGAUUGCUUCUCUGAAUCCCAAACCACAGUCUUCGGAGAAAAGCUCCGGCAGCAAGUCGAAGACCGGCUGAAGUUCUACGAAACCGGCGAUAUUCCCAAGAAGAAUAUCGAAGUGAUGAAGGAGGCGAUGGAGGAAGCCCUGAACGCGACCCAGGAGCUGGAAGCCAGCGCCAAGAAGAAGAAAAAGAAGAAGAAGAAGAAGGAGGAAGCUAUGGAUGAGGAUUAGUGCCUUAGGUUACUUGUAGCAGGCAAAAUUACGUGUUAAAAUUGUUAUAGGACAUCCUACCAAUGUUAAGGUCCGCGCAGCUUAAAAAUCCGGCGGCGGCGCGUCGGUAUUUCUGCCCCGCGUGUGCGGCGUUGUGUUUUGUUUUUUUUUACGUUCGUAUAAUUAUAGGCUGCAAAACAUUACGCUCAUACUUAGCGAGAGCCUCGCCAGUAACGAAUUUUGGUUAAAGAAAACAUAUACAUUGACCCUUGAUUGCCCUCCACGCGCCGCACUAGGUUAACUUUUCAAACUCGUUUGUCUUUAUCUGUUAUAUUGACUUAUGUAUUUGUGACAAAGGGAUAAAACUCAAUUUAACUAUGGGGAUACAAAAAAAAAACAGUAAGGAGGGACUAAAAAUUAGAAAAGUAGGUAUUAAAAAUAAUUGUCGAAUAUAUAUAGGAAGUUUUAUUAUAAAGACGAAUAAUAAAAGCUACUAAGAAAAUAAGGAAGUCGUGUGAAUUAUAUUUUAUAAAAUAUAAUGACUGUGAGACAUUACACUGUGACUAUGUUAGGAUAGUAUAAUAUUUUAUUGUUAAGUACCUGUUUGCACAUGCAGGUAAUUUUGCUUGCUAGAGUAUUGAUACUUAUAAUUACAAAUUUUAUGUUUUUUUUUUCAUUAAUAAAGGUAUUAGUGUACCUA